UAUCGUUUAAGAAAUGAGGGCGUGAAAAAUUUUAAAAACUUCGCAUUUUAUUCGUGCGCAGCUCAACAAGUAAUGUUUAAUUUUUCCUACAUGAACUAUGGCACAGUUCAUCGAAUUUGACUCCAGUAAGCAGCCAAGAUGUAAAGUGGAAUUGCACGCCCAUUUAGAAGGCUCUGUUCGUUGUGAAACAAUAUGGGAAAUUGCUGAAAAAAAGGGCUUCAGUCUGAAAUGCAAUACUUUAGAAGAAUUUUUCCAUGUUUGCAGUAUUAGAAGUCCAUCAAGUCUUGAACAGUUUUUAUUGGCAUUCGCUCAUUUUGUUCCAGUUAUUGUAGGUGAUGUUGAGGCUAUUGAACGUGUCGCUUACGAAUUUUGCGAAGAUCUUGCUGACCAAAAUGUCAUUUACUCAGAAGUACGAUAUUGUCCACACUUACUGUGCUCAUCUUUGGAGAACGAGAUAUCUGGACAGUUGACCCCCAGAGAUGUCGUCAUGUGUGUCAAUAAAGGACUUAAUCGUGGAGCUGCCAAGUUUAAAUUAUCAGUCAGAAGCAUCUUAUGUUGUUUCCGACCAAAUCCUGAAUGGUCUCAGGAAAUUCUUGAUCUGUGCCAGGAGUUCAAAUCUCAUGGUGUUGUUGGAAUCGAUGUCGCUGGAGAUGAAGCUAAAGGACUGGCAGAUAAAGAGAUUAUAAGGGUGUUUAAGCUUGCAGAGAGCUUGGGUAUUCAUCGGACGGCUCACGCAGGAGAAGCUGGUCCGUCUUCAAAUGUCCAAACUGCAUUGGAAGAGAUGAAAGCAGAGCGUAUAGGCCAUGGUUAUCAUGUAGUUGAUGAUCCAGACUUGUACAAACGAUGUCUGAACGACAGGGUACACUUCGAAACAUGUCCUUACUCUAGUUGUUUAACUGGAUCAGUUCCAUUGUCGGCUACGAAGCAUCCUAUUGUCAGGUUCGCCGAGGACGGAGCUAAUUUUUCCAUUAGUCGUGAUGAUCCAACUGUAAUACAGAAAACUCUUGACCAGGAAUACGAGUUUUUGAGAGGCUUUGGUCUCAAGGAUGUCCACUUCACUAGAGCUAAUUUUAACGCUGCUCGAGCUUGUUUUCUUCCGGAAGAUGAAAAAAAGGAACUUUUGAUGAAAUUGGCUGAAACUUAUGGAGUUCAAAAUAUUUGUACAGUUUGUCAGUAGAAAGGUUCCAGUUGUAUGAAAUCGAACUCUGUUCUUCAUAUAACUUUAAAAAUUAACCUAAGUUUUUAUUUGUCUAAAGACUAAAAUUUUAUUGUUCGAAGAUUCUAUUUCAUGAUGAUAAAUUUAUAUACAUCGAAUAUGAUAAAUUUCACUUUUUUGCUACAAUGUAAAUAAGAGCAUACUUUAUGUUGCAAAAUUGUUAUUGUUAUUUUAUAUUAUUAUUUUAAAAAUCAGUUUAUUGUUAUGUUUUGAAAAGAUUGUGAUUAUUUUUAUGUAUGGAAAAUUCGCUAUUUUUUAUCAGCUUUAAUAAAGUCUUGUUCUUGUUUAACAAAGUCA
This is a messenger RNA of Parasteatoda tepidariorum (common house spider), 1513 nucleotides long. Its product is annotated as adenosine deaminase. Lineage: Eukaryota; Metazoa; Arthropoda; Arachnida; Araneae; Theridiidae. The record is from RefSeq and is a predicted model, not a curated record. Gene Ontology annotation, molecular function: adenosine deaminase activity. Gene Ontology annotation, biological process: hypoxanthine salvage; inosine biosynthetic process; adenosine catabolic process. Gene Ontology annotation, cellular component: external side of plasma membrane; cytosol.